Messenger RNA from Nannizzia gypsea CBS 118893, 1560 nucleotides. Its product is annotated as E3 SUMO-protein ligase pli1. The record is from RefSeq and is a predicted model, not a curated record. NCBI's taxonomy places the organism in Eukaryota, Fungi, Ascomycota, Eurotiomycetes, Onygenales, Arthrodermataceae. Gene Ontology annotation, molecular function: zinc ion binding; SUMO ligase activity. The transcript is spliced from 7 exons. The coding region runs from base 1 to 1560 and encodes 519 amino acids. Gene Ontology annotation, biological process: protein sumoylation.
AUGGCGCCUCAGGCGCAGAACCAGGAGAUCCAGCGUGUUAUGGGGACGCUAUACAAGCUCCUCAACACCCAGUUGAAAGCGAUCCUCAAGAGUGAGAACCUGGGGGUCUCAGGCGUCAAGCAAACACUUCAGGCCAGGCUUAUAGGCCGUCUUAACUACUACGCCUAUGGCGAGUGGGCGAACCAGAGCCGGUUGAAUAGCCUCAUUGCACGGAUAUACGCAACCGCCCAGGGCCAGCCGUCACCUCCGCCAUUGACUCCAUUAUCACCCCAAUAUCCCCCGGUUCCUCAACCACAGUCUUCGCAUGCAUUGCCGCCAUUCCGGACAGCAGUCCCUCUCCCUCCUCCUCCGAGUCCGCUAGGUCGCUUGACCUUCAAGAAAAGCCCGUUUUAUACCAUUCUAGAAGCUUUGACUUCUGUAGUAGAGUGUCAAGUUCGGGAUUCCUCCAAAGAUACUGUUAACUUGCGGGUGAUUCUCAACUCUGAAACUGCUUCACGGCUUCUCUCAGAUCCAAACAUCCGGGUCAUGGUUUAUGGUGCUGCAGACAAUGGCCUUACGCAUUAUUCUCCAUGUGAUAUCGCCUUCCCACACCAAGUGGAACUCAAAGUCAACCUUGAUGAUGUCAAGGCAAACAUGCGUGGUCUAAAAAACAAGCCAGGUACAACCAGGCCGGUAGAUAUAACGAACUUCAUCAGGAAGAAAGCAGGUUUUUCGAACUCCGUCACGAUGACAUACGCUCUAACACAGAAGAAAUUCUUCAUUGUCGUCAACCUUGUGCAAAAACAUCCUGUGGAGGAAUUGGUUACCCAGCUUCAAGUCAGAAAAACAAUUUCCGCCGAGCAGGUGAUCAGAGAGAUGCAGGCCAGGGCACAGGACGCAGAUAUUGUAACAACAUCAGCCGUCAUGUCAUUAAAAUGCCCGCUCUCAACACUCCGGAUUUCAGUUCCAUGCCGCACCUCGCUAUGCACACACAACCAAUGCUUUGAUGCAACCUCGUUCCUCCAACUGCAAGAACAGGCACCGACGUGGAGUUGCCCCAUCUGCUAUAAAGCAACCAGCUUUGAAGCUUUACAGGUAGACCAGUAUGUUGAUAACAUAUUACGUGCAACACCUCAAUCGGUCGAUCAAGUGACUAUAGAACAGAACGGGGAAUGGUCAAACCCCAACGAUCCCCCUGAAGACUUGCCGGGUAGUAAUGGCAUUGAAAAUGGGGAUGAUUACGAUGACGAGUUGGACUUGGUCGAGGUAGACAGCUGUGGUGUACCAACCCUUAAGCGGGAAUUCGACUCUCAGGCCUCGGUAUACCGUACAACCCCAACUCCAUCCAGGGAAGCCUCCUCGGUAGCGUCAGCUCCACGACCUUCAACUGGUAAAAGAACCAUUAGCCAAGUCAUUGAUUUGACCGGCAGUGAUGAUGAGGAGGAGCCUCCUCGCCCUGCUAAGCGGCUCGCAUUUCACCUUUCAAAUGGAAAUCAUCAUCAACCGUUUGACCCGCUCAGACUUUCUGCGUCAACAUCCUCGAAUUCACCUGUUCCCGGCUCAUAUCACUACCACCGAUAG